AUCAUCAUUCUCCCUUCAUCAAGUCUUCUCUCUUUUCCCUCUCUUUCUAUUAUAAAAACAAACUUCACUUGUUCACAUCAACAAAACGAUCGAGCCUUGAGAAAGAUUAAGAGAAACAAUUAACUCAACAAAAAUGAGGAAACCAGAGGUAGCAAUUGCAGCCACUCAUCAAGUAAAGAAGAUGAAGAAGGGACUUUGGUCUCCAGAGGAAGACUCAAAGCUGAUGCAAUACAUGAUAAGCAAUGGGCAAGGAUGUUGGAGUGAUGUAGCCAAAAACGCAGGCCUUCAACGAUGUGGCAAAAGCUGCCGUCUUCGUUGGAUCAACUAUCUUCGUCCUGACCUCAAGCGUGGCGCUUUCUCUCCUCAAGAAGAGGAUCUAAUCAUUCGUUUUCAUUCCGUUCUUGGCAACAGGUGGUCUCAGAUUGCAGCACGAUUGCCUGGUCGGACCGACAACGAGAUCAAGAACUUUUGGAACUCAACAAUAAAGAAAAGGCUAAAGAAAAUGUCCGAUACAUCAAACCUCGUGAACAACUCAUCCUCAUCACCCAACGCAAGUGACUCGUCCUCUAAUUCCUCUUCUUCUUUGGAGUUUAAAGACAUUUUUGGAAGCUUCAUGUCCUUACAAGAACAAGGAUAUGUCAACCCUUCCUUGACCAACAUGCCACACAACAACAAUCCAUUCCCAGCGCCGCCACACCUAAUCAGCCACCCGUAUAAGGACGAUUUUACCCCUUAUGUAGAUGGUUUCUGCGGAGUAACCACAGGAGUACAAGGGGAACUCUACUUCCCACCUUUGGAAUGUGAAGAAGGUGACUGGUACAAGGCGGAUAUUACCAACCACUUACAGGACAUGAAUACUAAUGGAGCCGGUAACGUACCCGAGAGUGUGAGAAUGGAAGAAUAUUGGGACCUUGACCAGUUGAUGAACGCUGAGGCUCCUUCGGUUUACUUCAACUUCAAACAAAACAUAUGAUUUUUUCACUUUCAUCUUAAUUCUUGUGGAAUUAUACUAAGAUUCAUAGCCACACACAAAAUGCAAAUACUGAUAUAUACAUUGUCAUAGAUAGAUAUUGAAAAGUUAGAGAGUGUUUUGUACAUUCCGAAUAAUACUAGGGCUUGAUGUGCCAUAUGUAAUGAUUAGUCAAUGUAAAAAAGUACAUAUAUCUUAAUAAAGACGAAAUAAACACAUAUACAUUUAUG
Messenger RNA from Raphanus sativus (radish), 1200 nucleotides. Its product is annotated as transcription factor MYB46. Lineage: Eukaryota; Viridiplantae; Streptophyta; Magnoliopsida; Brassicales; Brassicaceae. The transcript has 2 exons. Bases 134 to 973 code for a protein of 279 amino acids. The record is from RefSeq and is a predicted model, not a curated record.